AUGGCCAACUACCUCACACAGGCCGUGAUCCCGAUGGCUAUCAUCGUCCUUUGCCUUGCGUGCUUUGUGUACUUUUGCAUUUUCAAGCUCAUGGCCAAGCCGCUGCCCUUUACGCUUGGUCGCCCGCUCCUCUCGAAUGAGUAUGAUCUCGCCAAUCGACAUGGCACCUCACCGAUCGCCACCUUUCUUGGUGCAAUCCACGGUCUGAACCGCCAAGACAUUGAAGAGCUGUGCGCAAUGCGAUACGCCAACGCGUGGCGCUGCCUCGUGUGCGCCUUUGAGAAUGCCGAGGUAUCGACGACGUGCGUGCUCUGCGACUCGGCCAAAGGUACUCUUCGCCACUUCUUAUGA
This is a messenger RNA of Saprolegnia parasitica CBS 223.65, 351 nucleotides long. RefSeq lists its product as hypothetical. NCBI's taxonomy places the organism in Eukaryota, Oomycota, Saprolegniomycetes, Saprolegniales, Saprolegniaceae. The coding region runs from base 1 to 351 and encodes 116 amino acids. The transcript has 3 exons. The record is from RefSeq and is a predicted model, not a curated record.